Molecule: messenger RNA, 840 nt
Organism: Staurois parvus
Lineage: Eukaryota; Metazoa; Chordata; Amphibia; Anura; Ranidae
Source: the annotation of a GenBank genome assembly
AUGGAAGAGCUUCCUGAUUCCAGAGAACAUACCAUACAGCGUUUCUUCUUCAACUUGUCUUCCAUCCCUAGUGAAGAGCUGAUCACGUCAGCUGAGCUCCGUGUAUUUCGAGAGCAGGUUCAAGAGCCAUUUGAAAGUGACAGCAAUGAGACUCUCCGCAUUAAUAUUUAUGAUAUUGUCAAGCCAGCUGCUGCUGCCUCCAGGGGGCCUGUCACGAGACUGUUGGACACCCGACUGAUCCAUCAUAAUGUAAGCAGAUGGGAAAGCUUUGAUGUCACACCAGCUAUUAUAAGGUGGAUUGCACACAGACAGCCCAACCAUGGCUUUGUUGUAGAAGUGACUCAUUUGGACAACGAGAAAAACCUCACUAAGAGACACGUGAGGAUCAGCAGAUCCAUACUGCCUGAUAAAGACCAAUGGUCUCAGAUAAGGCCACUUUUAGUGACUUACAGCCACGAUGGCAAAGGACUUCCUCUCCACAAAAGAGAAAAACGGCAAGCGAGGCACAGGCAAAGGAAAAGGCUCAAAUCAAGCUGUAGAAGACACCCGCUGUACGUAGACUUCAGUGACGUUGGCUGGAAUGACUGGAUUGUGGCCCCUGCUGGGUACAAUGCCUUCUACUGCCAUGGAGAAUGCCCCUUUCCACUGGCUGACCAUUUUAACUCCACAAAUCACGCAAUUGUACAGACUUUGGUGAAUUCCGUCAACCCGUCCAUCCCGAAAGCUUGUUGCGUCCCAACAGAACUGAGCGCCAUCUCAAUGCUCUACUUAGAUGAAAAUGAAAAAGUUGUGUUAAGAAACUACCAGGACAUGGUUGUGGAAGGCUGCGGGUGCCGCUAA